UAUAGACCGACAGUUGCUACUUGUGCCCCAUAGCGUGCGGUUUCACAUUAGUCAAGUCAAUUGGUCGCCUGCAACAACACUGUAAUUAGAUAACAAUAAUAAAAGUGAUAAACAAAACAAAAAGUUGUAGAGCGUUUGAAUAGUAUUAUAUACUAUAUAUAUAUAUAUAUACAUAUGUAUAUAUAAGCGUAGUAGAUAAUAAUUACGUGUAGUACUAAAUAUACAUACAUAUAUCAAAACGUAAUCAAUUAAAAAAGUUUACUUCGACAAAGGGGAAUUUUCGUUUAUUCUCGGUGCAGCUAUGACGGGCAACUCAGCAAAUGCAGAAGUGCUGGCGGAAACAACGCUUGGCACCGUCAAAGGUAAACGCAAUACGUCCGUUUACGAUGACAACUACUACAGCUUUGAGCGCAUACCCUUUGCGCAGCCCCCACUGGGUGCAUUACGCUUUAAGGCGCCUCUAGCCGCGACACCGUGGCAAGGUGUGUUGGAUUGUACGCAAAAAGCCGAAAAGCCGUUGCAGAAAAAUGCUCGCACAAAUGAAAUCGAAGGCGACGAGGACUGUUUAUAUCUGAAUAUAUAUGCGAAGAAGCUAAAAUCAGAAAAUUCGCUGCCUGUCAUGGUCUUUCUUUACGGUGGUGGCUUUGAAAUAGGCGAUCCGACACGUGAUCUGCAUGGCCCCGAUUAUUUGAUGAUGAAGGAUGUCAUUCUAGUCACAAUUGCCUACCGGCUGGGCCCAUUAGGUUUUCUUAGCUUGCACGAUCCCAUAGUUGGCACCCCGGGCAAUGCGGGUCUGAAAGACCAACUUCUUGGCUUACAGUGGGUUAAAGAAAACAUCAAAAAUUUUAAUGGCGAUUCGAAUAACAUAACUCUUUUCGGUGAGAGCGCCGGCUCUGCGUCCACACACUUUAUGAUGCUGUCACCGCUGGCGAAAGGACUCUUUCAAAAAGCUAUACUUAUGUCUGGCACCGUACUCUGCCCAUGGGCGCUGUCGCCGCUGAAGGCCUUACCAAAACGUUUAGCACAAGCUAAUGGCUACACUGGCGAUGACAAUGAUCACGAUGUACUCGAGUACCUGCAACAGUUACCCGCUGCCGAUCUGUUACGUCACAACUUGCUUACCAAAGAGGAGAAGUUGGAUGAUUGCUUUUUCGCAUUUGGCCCAGUAAUUGAACCGUAUUUAACAGAGACAUGUAUUAUACCGAAGCAACCGAUUGCUCUGUUUGCCGAUGCUUGGGGCAAUGAUAUACCCGUUAUAAUUAGUGGUACAUCUUUUGAGGGUCUUCUCAUGUUUGCGCGCGUCCAUAUGGCACCGUUCCUUUUGCACGAGUUAAACGAAAACCAACAACAUAUGUUGCCAUUGGAGUUGAAACAAAAGCAUGACAUACAAACGCAAAGAGAAUUGGCAGCGAAAUUGCGCGAAACACAUUUUGCCGAGAGGGAAUUGCAGAUGGAACAUAUACUCAACUACUGCGAGUACGCCUCGUAUAAAGUAUUCUGGCAUCCCAUAUUGCGCACCGUCAAGGCGCGGUUGCGACAUGCACGCGCUCCCACCUACCUUUACCGCUUCGAUUUCGACUCUCCCGACUUUAAUCACCAGCGCAUCCGCUAUUGUGGUAAAGAAGUACGCGGCGUUUCACAUGUCGAUGAUCACUCGUACUUGUUCUUUGGCGAUUUUGCUUGGAAGCUGGACAAAGACACGGCUGAAUUUCGUACAAUCCAACGGAAAAUAGAUAUUUGGACUUCGUUUGCCGCAAACUCUGAUCCGAAUUGUGAUAAUCUCGGCGGUAACAAAUGGAUGCCGCUGCAAGCUGAUGGCAAGUUGCAUUGCCUAAAUGUAAGUGAGGAUUUAGAAGUGAUCGAGUUGCCGGAAAUACAUAAACUACAAGUGUGGGAUAGUCUGUAUGAAGUGGCGGAAGAGUACCGUUUCUACGGAAUGGCACAGGUGCAGCCGCAGUUUCCGUUAUUACACCGUAGAAGACAGUUGCCCAAAUUAUGGAUUCGCAGUAAGUCGCACGACGGCCGGGAAAUUCUGGAGCCAAUAGUGUCCACCGCAAGUGGCAAGUUGAGAGGUCAACUCUAUUACAGUUUCGAUGGCAUACCUUAUGCGAAGCCACCACUUGGUAAAUUACGCUUCAAAUCACCACAGCCUGUCGAGCCUUGGCUUGGCGUACGGGACUGUACCAUAUGUUCGCCCAAAUGUAUGCAAAGCAAUCGUUCCAAUGGCGCGAUUGAGGGCAAUGAGGAUUGCUUGUAUUUAAAUAUAUUUACGAAGAAGCCACGUUCUACAAAGCCCUUACCGGUCUUAGUUUAUUUGAUUGGUGGAGCUUUCACAACCGGAGAUGCCUCACGAAAUAGCUGGGGUCCCGAUUACUUUAUGAUGAAAGAUGUAAUACUUAUAAGUAUUGGAUAUCGCUUAGGUGCCUUAGGCUUCCUCAGUUUCCCGGAACCCGAACUUCAAGUGCCCGGUAAUGCGGGCCUCAAAGACAUCGUCAUGGCAUUGCAGUGGAUAAAGAAAAAUUGUCAGUACUUCAACGGCGAUCCCGAUAAUAUAACACUGAUCGGACAUAGCUCGGGCAGCUAUGCAGCACAAAUGCUCAUGUAUGUGCCGCAAUGUGAAAAUCUCUUCCACAAAGUAAUACUAAUGUCCGGCAUGCAAAUGCACUUACGCCGCAUUCCCCAACUGGAAUAUCGCUUCGCCAAACACUUGGGAUAUAAGGGCAAAGAGAAUAACCACGAUAUACUUGCCUAUCUCAGCGCAUUGCCAGCAGAGCGCCUUUGCAAUCUUCAAAUUUGGACACCAGAAGAACUGAAGCAAUGCCCUCCUUUCGUAUUCUCUCCUACGCUCGAAAAUGAGUCUGCGCCAGAUGCUAUACUGACCAAGGACCUACUUGAUAUGUAUGCCAAUAAGCAAUCUUGGUGUCACAGUAUGCCGCUGGUGUUAGGUGGCAACUCAUUUGAGGGUCUUUUGCAUUACAACUAUUUCACCAAGAAACCUGAACUAUAUGAAACUCUCAGAAAGCAUCCUGAGUACUUGCUCCCAUAUGAAGCCAGAGAGAAAUGUGAUGGGCACACACAACAACAACUCGCAAAGAAGCUUAUACACAUGCAUUUAGGUGCGAAGGAAUUGGAUAUUGAGCACUCGUUUGAUCUUAGGCAUCUAAACUCAUUCAAGCUGCAGCGUGAUACGAAGGAGUUUAUGAUGAUUGAAUGCAUGAUAGAUUGGAUAACAGCCUUUGCUCUCUAUUCGGAUCCGAAUUGUGAAAAGCUAAGCAGUUUAGUUUGGGAACCACUGACAGCAGAUACUCGUUAUUGUCUUAAUAUUAGCGAUAAAAUGAGCUUUAUCAAAUGGCCAGAGGAAGAUAACGACCAGUUGAAAAUACACAGCAUGGCUGCACAUUUUGACGAAAAUACCAAACAACCGAUAAUUUCCACAACACAUGGACAAGUGCGUGGGCAAUUGCGUGAUACCGUUUAUGGCGAUCAGUAUUAUUGCUUCGAUGGUAUACCCUACGCCAAGCCGCCGUUGGGAGAACUCCGUUUCAAGUCACCACAGUCAGUUGAUCAUUGGGAGGGUGUGCGCGAUUGCACUGAAAUCGCACCUAAAUGCAUACAAUAUAAUCGUUAUACCGAUACCAUUGAGGGUUCCGAAGAUUGUCUAUAUCUGAAUAUUUAUGCCAAAAAGCUUAAGUCGGAAAAACCACUGCCUGUUAUGGUUUAUAUACAUGGUGGUGGUUUCACAACUGGCAGUGCGUCUCGUCUUAACUGGGGACCAGACUACUUCAUGAUGAGAGAUGUGAUAUUCGUAACAAUUGGACAUCGUGUGGGAGCGCUGGGUUUCCUCAGUUUCCCAGAACUUGAACUGCAGGUUUCCGGAAAUGCCGGACUCAAAGAUAUUGUAGCAGCAUUAAAAUGGCUUAAAAUAAAUUAUCACAAUUUCAAUGGCGAUCCAGACAAUAUUACGCUCUUUGGACACAGCGCGGGUGGUGCCGCCACUCAUAUACUUAUGAUGGCACCGCAAUGCGAGGGGCUAUUUCACAAAGCCAUACUCAUGUCCGGCACAGUUAUACACAUUCGCGAAAUACCCAAUUUACAGCUCCGUUUCGCCAAACAUGUUGGUUAUGAAGGUUCCGAAGACAACGAAAGCAUAUUAAAGUAUCUGCAUGGACUUGAAGCGAAGAAAUUAACCAACGUUGAUUUCCUAACUAAAGAAGAAAAAGAUCGAAAUUUAACCUAUCUAUUCUUUCCGACAAUAGAAAAUGGCAACGCAGUGGAUGCAAUAAUUACUAAAGAUCCAUUCGAGGCGUUUGCUGAAAUAACGGCUUGGUCCCAUAGAAUGCCGCUAAUGUUGGGUGGCACCUCUUUGGAAUCACUCUUGAGUUACAAGUUCUACACAACUACUCCGGAGCUCUACGAUAUGCUUAAUUUGCAUCCAGAAUACGUGCUCUCCAGCGAAAUAAUUCGAAAAUGCGAUUUGCUAACGCAAAAAGCGCUAGCAAAGAAGUUAAUCAAAUUGCAUAUAGGCAAUGAAGUAAUGAAUAAAGAGAAUGCGCUAAGCCUGAUAAAAUUAGCAUCGUAUGGCUCUUAUUACCAUCCCAUGCACCGCUAUAUGUGUGCCCGUCUUCAGCGUGCGAUAGCACCAACGUAUCUCUAUCGCUUCGACUUUGACUCGCCGGAUUUCAAUUUGUAUCGCAUUAAAAAGUGUGGUCGAAAUGUGCGAGGCGUAGCGCACGUCGAUGAUCUCUCCUAUAUAUUUUACAUGCCAGAAUCGUUUAAGUUGGCACGUGACUCUGCUGAAUUCCGUACCAUAGAAUAUAUGUUGGAUUUAUUUACAACAUUCGCCGGCACUUCCGACCCUAAUGUAGGCUCCAUUAAGCCAACUGUUUGGGAACCGCUGUCGGCAUUUGGCGAACACAAAUGUUUGAAUAUCUCCAACGAAAUUAGUUUUGUGGAUUGGCCCGAAUCGGAAAUAUGUAAGAUUUAUGAUGUAUACUACAAAGAGGCGGGUGUGAAGCUAUUUUGAAUGUUAACGUCGGGUCCAAAAGAGAUCAAGUAGAUACUAUUUAAUUAGCUAUUAUUACAAUAAAGAAAAUUAUAUAACUGUAAUAAAAUCUGAAAAUUAUUAUAUAUAAUUAAAGUUAA
Bactrocera neohumeralis is the source of this 5142-nucleotide messenger RNA. RefSeq lists its product as uncharacterized. The coding region runs from base 302 to 5023 and encodes 1573 amino acids. The record is from RefSeq and is a predicted model, not a curated record. NCBI's taxonomy places the organism in Eukaryota, Metazoa, Arthropoda, Insecta, Diptera, Tephritidae. The transcript is spliced from 15 exons.